AUGCAGAAGCCAGACCCGAAAACCCUGUUCCCGACGGUGACAGCAUUCAUCGCAUUCAUCUUGACGUUGAUGUGCUUGUUUGCUGGGACAGAGACAGGCUUAAUGGACGAUGUCCACCUCCUUACACUCUAUACCCCAGAGGGCACCUCAACGAGCUCCAACAGUCACAGCUUCUACUCUAUCCAUGUUAUGUCGUACUGCCAAGGCACGAUAGGCUCAGCUGAGCCAGAUUCAGGCGCUGUGCGCAACGUGACCGAGUGUUCAGACCGUCAGGUUUUAUUUUCCUUCGACCCAACGAAGGAUUGGUCUGACAACAUUACACACGGCCCUACCCUAGAGUGGCCGCGCGUGAUCACCGACGACUUCCACGCCUUUCGGCUCACAAUGCAGUCAAUAGCGAUAUUGUACUGCAUAGGCGUGAGCGCAAUGGGGGCUGUGCUCUUGACUCGAGUCGCCGCCCUCAUAGCCCCACGGCCGCAGCAGGGGCUGUUCGAAUUUGGAUUUAUGGUGCUGGGGUCACUAGUCCUGAGCAUCGCCUCGAUUAUUACGACGGUCAUUGCGUUUGAGUUUGUCGCUUUGAUCAAUGCCCAUGGGGAGGGGUCCGACGUGUCAGCCAGCUACGGGGAAAAGUUCCUCGGGAUGACUUGGGCAGCAACGGCCCUGCUAUUAGCAGGGAGUCUCUCUAGUUUCAUCAACGUAUUCGUUCGAGGCCUGCCACUAGCGGAGGAGCGCGUCCCGAAGGACGAAGAAGAGGAAGGCUAA
Messenger RNA from Penicillium chermesinum, 762 nucleotides. Its product is annotated as SUR7/PalI family protein. Bases 1 to 762 code for a protein of 253 amino acids. The transcript has 3 exons. Lineage: Eukaryota; Fungi; Ascomycota; Eurotiomycetes; Eurotiales; Aspergillaceae. Gene Ontology annotation, cellular component: plasma membrane; cell cortex of cell tip. Gene Ontology annotation, biological process: fungal-type cell wall organization. The record is from RefSeq and is a predicted model, not a curated record.